Messenger RNA from Drosophila albomicans, 604 nucleotides. It is a transcript of the gene RpL23, whose product is annotated as 60S ribosomal protein L23. The record is from RefSeq and is a predicted model, not a curated record. Gene Ontology annotation, cellular component: ribosome; cytosolic large ribosomal subunit. The transcript is spliced from 4 exons. Gene Ontology annotation, biological process: translation. Lineage: Eukaryota; Metazoa; Arthropoda; Insecta; Diptera; Drosophilidae. Gene Ontology annotation, molecular function: large ribosomal subunit rRNA binding; structural constituent of ribosome. The coding region runs from base 98 to 520 and encodes 140 amino acids.
UGUGGCAGCUCCACUAGUUCGCGCUAAGUUGGCUGCGGUUCGAUAGCCGAACCAGCUCUUUCUUUUUACUUCCUUUCGGUUCCGAACAAGCAGCAAAAUGUCGAAGAGAGGACGUGGUGGUACCGCGGGAGGCAAAUUCCGCAUCUCGCUGGGUUUGCCCGUAGGCGCUGUUAUGAAUUGCGCUGACAACACAGGUGCCAAGAACCUGUACGUUAUUGCUGUGCACGGCAUUCGCGGUCGCCUGAACCGUUUGCCUGCCGCUGGCGUCGGUGACAUGUUUGUUGCCACCGUCAAGAAGGGCAAGCCUGAGUUGAGAAAGAAGGUUAUGCCUGCCGUGGUCAUUCGGCAGCGUAAACCGUUCAGGAGGAGGGAUGGUGUUUUUAUAUACUUUGAGGACAAUGCGGGGGUCAUUGUAAACAAUAAAGGCGAAAUGAAAGGCUCGGCCAUAACCGGGCCAGUUGCCAAGGAAUGCGCUGAUCUGUGGCCCCGUAUCGCAUCGAAUGCAAGCUCUAUAGCAUAAGCAGUUUUGCCUGUCAAUGAAAAAUAUACCCAAUAUAUAACGGAACAACACCAGAUGUUAUUAAAUUAGAACUGACGUCUUCAA